Molecule: messenger RNA, 4856 nt
Organism: Chiroxiphia lanceolata (lance-tailed manakin)
Lineage: Eukaryota; Metazoa; Chordata; Aves; Passeriformes; Pipridae
Gene: FSCN2
Product: fascin actin-bundling protein 2, retinal
Exons: 5
Coding region: 3243-4718 (491 amino acids)
Biological process (GO): cell migration; establishment or maintenance of cell polarity; actin filament bundle assembly
Cellular component (GO): cytoplasm; actin cytoskeleton
Molecular function (GO): actin filament binding; protein-macromolecule adaptor activity
Source: RefSeq, a predicted model, not a curated record
GGGACCCCCCACCCACCUGCACCCCCACCCACAGCACCAGGACCCCCCCACCCACAGGUCCUUCACACCCCACCCGCGGCACCUGCGACCCCCCCAGCACCAGCACCAGCACCCUGCCCACAGCACCGGGCUGGGCAUCCCUGGUGCCCCCCAACUCGCCCCCCGCUGCACCCCAGACCCUGCCCUGCACACCCCUGUGCCCACCGCACCCCCACAGGGGACACCUCACAUCUGGGGGUGCCCACCAGGGCUACAGGCACCCUCCAGCCCCCCAAUGCCUCCCCCAGCACCCACAGGCCCGGCUGUGCUGCCCCUGCACCCCACAGACACCCCACACACCCCGGUCAGUGCUGCCACCCCAGUGACCCCAGUGAUGCCCCAGUCUGAGCCCCCCCAGCCCCAAAUCUGGCCCCUCCCCAGCCCACUCAGCCUGGGGGGCUCCUCACACCAAGCCCUCCCGUUCUCUGGGGGUGCCGCAGGCCCUGAGCCCCCAAACCACAGCGGGUCACGGCCACGGCUCCACCUGUGCAGUGUCAGGUGUGGGGGGGUCCCUGCACAGGCCGGGUGGGCACACAGCAAGCCAGGUGGCCACGCCUCAUGCCAGGUAGCGAUGCACUGUGUCAGGUAGCCAUGCACUGUGUCAGGUGGCCAUGUACCAUCUCAGCUAGCCAGGUGCUAUGCCAGGUAGCCACACACUGUGUCUGAGGCCCACGCGUCCUGUCAGGUAGCCAUGUAACACAUCAAGUAGCCACAUGUCAUGUCAGGUAGCCACACACCGUGUCAGGUAGCCAUGCACCAUAUCAGGCAGCCACACACCAUGCCAGGUAGCCACAGGCUGUGCCACAGGCCUAUGCACCAGCCACCCACGCCAGCUCCUGGCCCCUCGGUGCCACUCAGGCCCGUGGCAGCAGUGGCCACUGGCCUCACCAUCCCUGUGUCCCACAGAAUUCCCACUGCCUGCCCAGCCCCUCCCAGCAGCUCCCGGUGCCACCGCCAUGGGUGGCACGGGGGGUGUCGGGGCGCAGCAACAGCAGCGAGUUCGGGGUGGCCCUGGGUGGGCGAUGGGGGUCCCGGGGGGUCCCGGCACAGCCCGAGGGGUAUCGUGUCCCCCGGUGCCGCCGGGCCGUGGUGGAAUCGGGGGGGGCACCGAGGGGUGUGGCCAGGGGGGCUGCGCAGGUGACACCGCACCCGCGGGUCCCGGGGGACACCCCGGCGGGUCCCCCCGCCCGCACCCGGCACCGGCGCUGCCCGAGGGGGCCGCCCCUCCCCGUGACUCAGGGAGGGCAGGGCCGGGCAGGGAGGGGCAGGGCCGGGAGGAGGAGGAGGAGGAGGAGGAGGAGGAAGGCACCACCCCCGCCCCGCCCCACUGCCCGGUGUCCGUCCGUCCGUCCGCGCUGCCAGUGUGCACGUGAGGAGUGAUGAUGGGGGGGUCCCACCACCCAGCACUCCAAUACCACUCCAGAACCCCCGAACCCCUGCCCUGACACCCCCGGGCUCGUGGGGCACGGCUGAGCCCCCCCAUCCCUCUGCCAGUCCCCCAUCGGGGGCAGGUCAGCACCCCCAAAUCCCUCCUGGGAAGGCUGUUGGAUGGAAACCAGGAAGGGGUCCCACCAAUACCCCUCCUGACCCCCACUGUGACCCCCACCCCAAAGCCCUGCCCUGAUCCCCCCAGCUGAGCCCCCUCCACCUCCCCUCUGCCAGCCCCCCACCAGGGCUGGGGGCUGGGGACCCCCCGGGCAGCCCAGCACCCCCAUAUCCCUCCUGGUAAGGGUGUUAGAUGGAAACCAGGGGGGGCACCCAGCUGGGGGGGGUCACCCACCCCAGCCCCCUGCAAUGCCCUGGCCUGUCAUGAGUGUGUUGGGUCUCAGCAGCCCCCAGUGGGGAGGGGUCCAGCUGUCCCCAGGCCGAGGGGACGCAGGGACAUUCUGUGGCUGUGGGGCAGCGCCCAGGGGGCCCCCCCGAAGGGAAUCUGACUCCACGGGGGGCCGGGGGGGCCGUGGUGUAUAAAUGCUGCUCCCGGCUGCUCGGCCAGGCAGGUGCCAGCGGGCACCCACCGAGAGCCACGUUACCACCCCCAGCUGCCCACGGCCCCCCUGGAGCCCCCCAGGACCCUGACCCACUUAUCCCCCACCGCCAGGGCCUGAAAGCUGAGCCGGCUCCGUUUCGGGGGUCAGUUACAGCGGCUCGGGUGUCACAGCUCGGGGGGCCACGGCACCCCCCGGCUCGGGCAGAGCCAGCCCGGCAUGAAAAAGUCAUGAGCAACCAAAGCUGGGGUUGUUUGUGGGAACAAUAACCGGGCACGAGGCUGACACUGGAGCUGCUGGGCCAGGGAGAUGGUGGCAGGAACCAGGGUGGCAUCACCAGGACAUGGCCAGAGCCCGGCACGGGGGGUCCGAGCACUUUGGGGUGCCCAGGCGGUGGCACAGCCCAUCCCUGACAGGCCCAGGAGUGUGGCCGAGGCCAGAGGUCUCUGUGGCUGCACCUGCCCCGUUUAGGGGUUCCCAGUUGAGCUGGGGUUCAGUACCUGCAGGGUGGGAGUGGGACCUGUCCCCUGCACCCCUGUCCCCCAGUCCCUGCACCUCCUGCCCCCAUCAUGGGGCCGGACCCUCAUCGUUGUCAUGAGUUCCAGGCGGCCUCAGCCCCGAAGGACCCCACGCCCCGGGAUGGCUCCAGGGGGGGCUGGGGGUGUCCGUGACCCCGAUCCACAGCUGCAGAAGGGAUUUGGGGCCACAGGACAGAUGGAGGCCAAGGGCCCCAAAGCAGGAUAAAAGGUUUACACUAAUCAAAAUGCCUGGCUAAUUGGAAAAGGCGCUUAGGGGCUGGCCGGGAGGCGGCGCGGCUGGAGGUGACCCGCUGCUGAAUCAGAGGGACCGGUAACCUUAACCCGCCGGCAUCGGAACGGAUACGCCGGCCCGGAUCGGGUUCCCACCCAAGUUUUCCACCCGCGGCUCCGCCACAGCCGGACGGGGCCGCGGUGAGGGACGGUGGCGUGGCCGGGGGCUGCCGCGGUGCCCCCUCGCCUGGGCGUCCCCGGUGCCCACCGUGACCCGGCCGGUCUCUAACCCCACCUGAGGGUACCCAGGAGGGUCGCAGUCCCCCAGGCCCCGUCCCGCUCUGUGGGUCCGGGGCAGCGCAGCCGCCCCCGCCGCGGGCGCUCGGUCCGGCCCCGCCGCGACGCCCGGGCUCGGCAGCGCCGGGGAGCCCCCGCCGGCCCCCCGGGGGCCGCCCCGCCUCGGCGGAAGAUGCCAACGAAUGGGAUCCACCAGGUGCUGAAGAUCCAGUUCGGGCUGAUCAACUGCGAGAGCCGGUACCUGACGGCAGAGAGCUUCGGCUACAAGGUGAACGCCUCGGCGCUCAGCCUCAAGCGCAAGCAGAUCUGGACGCUGGAGCAGGAUGAAGCCGACAGCUCCAUCGUCUUCCUCAAGAGCCACCUGGGCCGGUACCUGGGCGCCGACAAGGACGGGAAGGUGCGCUGCGAGGCGGAGCAGCCGGGCCGGGACGAAGGCUUCAGCAUCAUCACGCAGUCGGACGGGCGCUGGGCGCUGCAGUCGGCCCCGCACCGGCGCUUCUUCGGGGGGCGCGAGGACCGGCUGUCCUGCUUCGCCCCCAGCGUGACGGAGGGCGAGCUGUGGACCGUGCACCUGGCCAUGCACCCCCAGGCCAACCUGCUGAGCGUGAGCCGCCGCCGCUACGCCCACCUGAGCGCCCACGAGGACGAGAUCGCCACCGACAGCAACCUGCCCUGGGGGGUGGACGCGCUCAUCACCCUCUGCUUCCAGGACAAGAAGUACAGCCUGCGCACGGCCGACGAGCGGUACCUGCGCUGCGAUGGCACCCUGGUGCCCGAGCCGGGUGCCGGCACCGGCUACACCCUCGAGUUCAAGGCCGGCAAGUUGGCGUUCAAGGACUGCGAUGGGAAGUACCUGGCGCCCACCGGACCCACCGGCACCCUCAAAUCCGGCCGCAGCUCCAAGCCGGGCAAGGAUGAACUCUUUGACCUGGAGGAGAGUCACCCCCAGGUGGUGUUCACGGCGGCCAAUGGCAGAUACGUCUCCAUCCGGCAGGGUGUCAAUGUCUCGGCCAACCAGGACGAGGAGCUGAACCACGAGACCUUCCAGCUGCAGAUCGACCGUGACACCAACAAGUGCAGCCUCCACACCAACACUGGCAGCUACUGGACCCUGGUGGCCCAUGGGGGCAUCCAGGCUGUGGCCACCGAAAUCGCUGCCAACACCAUGUUUGACAUCGAGUGGCGCGGGCGGCGCGUGGCCCUGCGCGCCAGCAACGGCCGCUACGUCUGCACCAAGAGGAACGGGCAGCUGGCGGCCGUCAGCGACGCCGUGGGGGAGGACGAGGAGUUCACUCUGAAGCUGAUCAACCGCCCGAUGCUGGUGCUGCGGGGGGAGCACGGCUUCGUCUGUUACCACCGCGGCUCCAACCUGCUCGACUCCAACCGCUCCGUCUACGACGUCUUCCACAUCAGCUUCAGCGACGGCGCCUACCAGAUCCGAGGCCAAGGGGGCAAGUUCUGGUACGUGGCGAGCAGCGGGUCGGUGUGCAGCGACGGGGACCUCUCCGAGGAUUUCUUCUUUGAGUUCCGGGAGCGCGGCCGCGUGGCCAUCAAAGCGAAGAACGGGCGGUACCUGCGCGGGGACCCCGCGGGGACCCUCCGCGCCGACAGCGAGUCCGUGCUGCGGGCCACGCUCUGGGAGUACUGACCCCCCUUCCCGGGCAGCCCCUGCCCACAGGCACCAGCCUGUCCCCCGGCAAAGGGGGGUGGUGGCAGCAGUGGCAGCGCCCAUGGCAGCCGUGCCCCCGGCCCCUCGACCCACGGCAUUAAAGUCACCUGGAUCACA